Messenger RNA from Pyrus x bretschneideri (Chinese white pear), 1624 nucleotides. Its product is annotated as developmentally-regulated G-protein 3. Gene Ontology annotation, biological process: cytoplasmic translation. The record is from RefSeq and is a predicted model, not a curated record. The coding region runs from base 119 to 1225 and encodes 368 amino acids. Lineage: Eukaryota; Viridiplantae; Streptophyta; Magnoliopsida; Rosales; Rosaceae. Gene Ontology annotation, cellular component: cytoplasm. The transcript is spliced from 10 exons. Gene Ontology annotation, molecular function: GTP binding; GTPase activity.
CCCUCUCUCUCUCUCUCUCUCUCUCUCUCUCUAUCGCGCGCGCGGAGUAGCAUUUGAGCAGAAUCCAUUACAGGCCAAGUAAACCUUUCCUCUGUUUCGGAGCUAGCGUGCUUCAACAAUGGCGACUCUGAUGCAGAAAAUCAAGGAUAUCGAAGAUGAGAUGGCUAGGACUCAAAAGAACAAAGCUACUGCCCAUCACUUGGGUUUGCUGAAGGCUAAACUUGCAAAGCUAAGGAGAGAUCUACUUGAGCCUCCGUCAAAAGGCGGUGGUGGUGCUGGUGAAGGUUUUGAUGUCACUAAAAGUGGAGAUGCAAGAGUUGGUUUGGUGGGUUUCCCUUCAGUUGGGAAAUCUACACUGCUGAAUAAAUUAACUGGGACCUUUUCAGAGGUUGCUUCCUAUGAAUUCACUACUUUAACUUGCAUACCAGGAGUGAUCGUGUAUCGAGGUGCGAAAAUUCAGUUGUUAGAUCUCCCUGGAAUUAUUGAGGGUGCUAAGGAUGGAAAGGGUAGAGGAAGACAGGUUAUCAGCACUGCUAGGACAUGCAAUUGCAUUUUAAUUGUUCUUGAUGCAAUAAAGCCAAUAACUCACAAGCGUCUAAUUGAAAAAGAGCUCGAGGGAUUUGGCAUAAGGUUAAACAAGGAACCACCUAACCUUACAUUCCGGAAGAAAGAUAAAGGUGGUAUCAAUUUCACUUCAACGGUUACAAACACACAUCUGGAUCUUGAAACUGUGAAGGCAAUAUGCAGUGAAUACAGAAUUCACAAUGCUGAUAUCACUCUUAGGUUUGAUGCAACUGCCGAUGAUCUCAUUGAUGUUAUUGAAGGCAGUAGGAUAUAUAUGCCUUGCAUCUAUGUUGUGAACAAGAUUGAUCAGAUUACACUUGAAGAGCUCGAGAUUUUGGAUAAACUUCCUCACUACUGUCCUGUCAGUGCUCACCUGGAGUGGAACCUUGAUGGUUUGCUGGAGAAAAUAUGGGAGUAUCUUAAUUUAACUCGCAUAUAUACAAAACCUAAGGGGAUGAAUCCAGACUAUGAAGACCCUGUGAUCCUAUCAUCUAAGACAAGGACCGUUGAGGAUUUCUGUGAACGGAUUCAUAAAGAUUUUAUUAAACAAUUUAAGUAUGCUCUUGUUUGGGGAUCAAGCGCGAAGCACAAGCCCCAAAGAGUUGGCAAGGAACAUCUGCUUGAAGACGAAGAUGUUGUUCAGAUUAUCAAAAAGGUGUGAUUUGGUGCAAAGUCGGAAAGUCUUAUAACCAGCAUAUCAGGAAGCAUCUUGAGAUGAAGCUUUUCUUUUCUCCCGACUGGAUCGUUUGUAUUUUGUAGACCGUACAGCACUCCUCCGGUGUCUGCUUAUUGGGGUGCAAGGCUAGGCAGAACUUGAGGCAGUUUGAUAUUUAAUAUCAUACCGCACGUUGUCAUAAAAUUUGUUUAGUUUGUAGUAUAAAAAGUAUCAUCCAUUACAAAGUUCAGAGGAUUAAACGAAGUUCAUUUUUAAGAAACUAACGGAAGUGAGAUGCUCGAGGCGUGAUGUUACAACGAAUUGUGGAUUACUGCAUGAGCGUAAUGCCGUCAAUAGUAGUAGAGCCUACCGCCUCCGAGGAUCGAUUAUCUUGGGCUUGGUUUA